Messenger RNA from Drosophila arizonae, 2045 nucleotides. RefSeq names its product dual specificity phosphatase puckered (gene puc). Gene Ontology annotation, cellular component: cytoplasm; cytosol. Gene Ontology annotation, molecular function: MAP kinase tyrosine/serine/threonine phosphatase activity; protein tyrosine/threonine phosphatase activity; MAP kinase tyrosine phosphatase activity. The record is from RefSeq and is a predicted model, not a curated record. Lineage: Eukaryota; Metazoa; Arthropoda; Insecta; Diptera; Drosophilidae. Gene Ontology annotation, biological process: peptidyl-tyrosine dephosphorylation; negative regulation of MAPK cascade.
AUGAUUGUCAAUUUAAAGCAGCUACAACUAAACAACAACAGCAACGACAACAACAACAAGAGCAGCAGCAACAAUACGGCAACGUCAACAACACGCAAUUGCUGUGAGCGCGACGGAGACAGCAACAGCGUGAGUCAUAAAAGUGAAAUAAAAAUGCGGAUAAAGAGAGAAGCGCCGUGUCUACUGUUAUUUAUGCCAUUACCAAACAAUAACAACAACAACAACAAUCGCAUUGGCGCUAAUCACAAGGACUAUCCCAACAACAAGCGUUCCAGGGAAAAUCUGGCAUGUGACGAACAACAGCUGACGGCGACGUCAACGACAGCAGCAAUGAACGCUGGCAGCAAUGGCGGCCGAACGCCGCCGCUCAUGCGCAGCUGCUCCAGUCCGGCGGUUUACGAUAUCGAAACACAUCCCGCUUCGCCAGUAUUCCCACAUCUGCUGCUGGGCAAUGGCCGGGAUGCGGACGAUCCCAGCAGCGUGGGCGCCAAUUGUGUGUUGAAUGUUACCUGCCAAAGUCCCAGCGAGAGUCAUCUGCAGGGUCUGAAGUAUAUGCAAAUACCUGCCAGCGAUACGCCCCAUCAAAAUAUUAAACAAUAUUUUCAGGAGGCAUUCGAUUUCAUAGAGGAUGCACGCAAAACAGGUUCGCGCGUUUUGCUACACUGUCACGCGGGCAUCUCGCGCAGCGCCACCAUCGCCAUUGCGUACGUCAUGCGGUACAAGUCGCUGUCGCUGAUCGAGGCCUACAAGCUGGUGAAAGUGGCCCGGCCCAUCAUCUCGCCCAAUCUGAACUUCAUGGGCCAGCUGCUCGAGCUGGAGCAAAGCCUGCUCAAGAGCGGCGCCCUGGCGCCCCUGCCCACUGUGUCCCCAUCCGCAUCGCCCGCUGCCAGCAGCCAUGCGUCAGCAUCUAGUCAGCUCGUGGAAGAGCCCGAGGAGGAGGAGGAGGCCGAGUUACGUCCGAUGCCAGUGCCGCGCAAGUCCAAGUCGGACAGCGAGGCCAUGGACGAAGAUGUCUAUGAUUAUGAUGAUGUGGACAGUGGCGCCAGCAGCUUUGCCGGCAGCAAUUGCUCAUCGCGCCUCACCUCUCCGCCCGUCACACCGGACGAGACGCCCUGCACGUCGGCAGCGGCGGCGGCGCCAGCAGCAGCUGCCACUGAACUGGACUCGCCGUGCUCCAAUAGCAGCAGCGGCAUCUACUCCAUUUCAACAUCGCAAGAGUUUACACCUGCUGCGCCCGCACCUGUUACACCUGCUGCAACGUCGACGGCGGCGACACUGUCGCCCACGCGACCGCUGGGGCUCUUGAAGCGCAAUUCGCCGGUGAAGCUGCGGCUCAAUCUGGAGCCCAGCUAUAACACGCCCAACAUACCAAAAUCCAUAUCCUGCAUAUCCAUACACAAUGCCAGCCAGCAUAGUCCGCUGCCGCGGGAGGCGCCAGCCACGCCCAGCUGUGAGCUGGCGCCCACAAUGCCCAAUGGCGACAACAACAACAACUUGGUGGCGGCCACGUCGAGUGAUUGAUGCAUCAGACGGAGGCGACGCCACCGACGCCCCAAAGCUGUGAAUAAAAUAAAACUUAUGUGUACAAUUAAGUGAUGCGAAAUUUCGUAUUUUAUAUACUAUAUACAGAGAGCAUGAUUGAAUGGAUUGAUUGGUUGAUUGAUUGAUGGAUUGAUUGAUUGAUAGCUAGCCUCACUUACUACUCAAUGAAUUGAGCGUGUAUAUUUUGUACCUAAAAACUGAGAAAAACGAAAACUUCUGAAAAAGAAAUGAGGAAAAAACAAUUGAUGCAUCCAAAAGUUUUUGAAGAAUGCAAACGGGGAAAUAUUUAGUCUAAUUUGUAAUUUUAAAACAUUUGUAAUCUAACCUUAGAUCACACAGAACCAGAUACAAAAUAGAUCAACUAUAUAUUUCGUAAUGCAUCAAACUAUAUAAAUCUUGUGCUGCUAUUAUAAAUUGUUUAAAAACCUCGUAAUGUUUAAUUUAGUAUAAUUUAUGAUCAUAAGCAAAUCUUAACUAUUCACAUAGUAAACAAAAAUAAUCAU